Ostreobium quekettii is the source of this 3978-nucleotide messenger RNA. NCBI's taxonomy places the organism in Eukaryota, Viridiplantae, Chlorophyta, Ulvophyceae, Bryopsidales, Ostreobiaceae. The record is from the annotation of a GenBank genome assembly.
AUGACUUCCCGGCUGGCGCUGUUUUCGAGAUUGGGCACCCUGGUCGCGUCUUUGGCGGUCCUGGGGUCCCUGUGGCGCGUGGGCGGGGACGCGACCUGCGCUGAUGCGGGGGACCUACCAGGCAGGGAGUUCGUGCAAAACGCGCGGCAGAUGCAGGCAGCGCUGACGCCGCGCAGGGCGGCGCAGGGGCUGGACCUGAUCUGCGUCGCCGGCGACGAGGCGCUCGAGUCGCUGUCAUUCCUGCCGAGGAUGAGCCUGGAGGGGGACCUGACAAUGUGCGGCGUCAGGCGGAGGACCACUCUCCGGGUGCUGGAAGAUUUCAAGAUGGCGACGGUGAACGGGCGGCUGAGGAUUUGCAACCUGGAGAUGGACCUGGCGAGGGUGCGGGCGGGGCGCGUGGGGCUGGACGAGCUGCUGUGGGACCUGGGCCCGUCGGGCAGCCUCGUUUACUCGAACGUGGACGUAUACGUGACGGAGGGGCCUUUCGGCGCGCUCAGGGGGGCGCUGGAGGCUAUGGGGGACGCGAAUUCGACCGGGGGUAAUUUCACGCUGGGCUCGAGGCGGAUCGACCUCAGGGACGUGACGGUGGGCCGCGCAUCCUUCGAGGAGGCGCUGGUGUUUUUGGAGGAGCCUUUUGCCCUGGAGCCGGCGGAGAGCGACGUGGUGGAGGCGGUGGUGGUGAACUCGACGCGCGACGUGUCACUGUUCCGGAAGGCGCGCAAGACGCAGGACGUGGAGCUGAGGGCGGACAUUGCGCGCGACCUGGGCUUCUCCCGGUGCCUGCUGCGGGCGGUGUCAGGGAGCAACAGCCCGAUACCGGUUGAGAGGCCGUUCACAUUGGCGUCCGGGGGGACGGAGCGCCGGCUGGCGUUCAAUAAGGACCUGCGGCGGGGGUUCCUGGACGUGCAGCACCAGCUGCGGCUGGACGGGGUCGCGGUCCUCAACGAGGCCGUGUACCUGGAGCUGGGCAAGAGGGACGACCGGCGGGCGGGCUGUCUGCUGAGCGAGCCGGGCUGCUUCGACAGAAGCGUGGACGAGCCUGGCAUCGAGGUGCUGUUCCACCGGGAGAUGUUCAAGUACGACAGGGACGGGGCGGGGUGCAGGCUGGUGGGGCGACACGCGGUGUUUGUGCACGGAUGCGACUUCGUCACCGGGCUGGCGCGGCUGCUGCUGUACCACAGGAACACCAUACAGGGGGACACGGCGCUGCUGCGGGCGCUGAACGAGGCGAUCCAGAUCAGCGACUACGAGACCGUCGGCGGCGACAUCCGGUUCAGGCGGUUCGUGGGGUGGGGGAUGUGCCUGGAGAACACGACGAUGACGUGCACCCCGCCGGCCGGCGAGAAGGUGGCCGAUCCAAGGUGUGUGAUGUUUGAGGACACUGAUAGCACAGACCCCGAGGUCACCACUGAUUUGUCAGAGUCAAACUAUUACAAGGAGAUUGACUCGUCAGGCGAUGAGGAUGGAAACAACACAUCUUACUAUGCCCUCACGUCAUCAGACUUUGAGGACAAGAAUACUUCCGAUGAAGAUCCUCAGACAACAAACGUCACUGGUGUAGGGCUUGUCGUUGCGGGCGUUGUCCUCUGGACGAUCACAGUGGCCCUGUUCUGUUAUUGGUACAAGUCAUCCAGAAGAAAAAAUAAGUUUCAGAACAAUGCGGAUCUGGCAGAGGUGGGGGCCUUGAAGAAGGAUGGCGAAGAGCAGGAUGUGGAGCGUCGAUGGCUGUCUGCAAGGUCACCAUCAUCUCAAGGCGAGAGUGGAACAAGCAGCCAAGAAUUCAUCCAUUCAAUGAAGGCCAAGGGGCCUGGCGACAUUUCUGCCACCAGCCUAACAAGGGAAUCCCUCAUUGGUGCCAUUUCAUUGGCUUCUGCGGGAAUCGAAGACUCCUCUGCAAGGAUUCAACGCCAAAUCGCAGCAGGCGGUUCUGGCGUUGUGUACAAAGGCACCUGGAAGAACAUCCCUGUGGCAAUUAAGACUGUGGUCUUCCAAGACCUGGCAGACUCAUCAAACAAGCAGAGACAGCGUGCCAUUUUUGAGGCCGCCAUCAGCUCCAGCGUGGCACACAAGAACAUUGUCCAGACAUAUGCUUAUUCCUUCAAACGGCUGCACGCUUCGACCAUGAUGGGCGCGGACUUCAAGGACCCCAAACAUGUGAACAUCGAGCCCAGCUCGCUCAGUGCGGGCGCGGUUGUGGACUGGAAGCUUUACAUCGUCCAAGAGUUUUGCGAUGGGGGUAGUGUGCGAGAAUGCCUGGAUGGCAAGAAGGUAUUGGACAAGGAGGACAGUCGUCCCAAGCUGAGCGUCAUGUGUCAGCUCGCAUUUGAGGCGGCCUCAGGAAUGUGCCACCUGCACAAUCAGCACAACAUCGUGCACGGCGACUUGAGUUCGAAGAACAUAUUGCUGAAGAAAGACCCCAACGACGAGUCAGAUGCGCUGGGCGUCGCAAAGAUAGCAGAUUUUGGGUUGAGCAUCAAGAUGGGGUUAUUGCAGAGCCACAUAUCCAACCAGCGGGCAGGCACUCCAUUUUACAUGGCGCCAGAACUGUGCCACCAGGGCAUACUGUCCAAGAAGGCCGACGUAUUCUCCUUUGGGGUAUUCAUGUGGGAGCUCUACCACUCGAAGAAGUGCUACCACAUGAACGCAAAGACGGGCAUGCAGUACCACCCUCUGUUUCCCAAGUUCCCGAUCAUGUGCCCCAUCCCCUAUGCCAUGCUCUGCGUUGUGUGUAUAUCUCCCAAACCAGAGAACCGCCCAGAAUUCGAGUUCAUAGCAAGGGUGUUUGCUGCUUUGAAGAAGCAAGUGGAUGAAGGGAUGUUUUCGAACUCUGAAGAGGUACGAUUGAGAAACAUGGGACUUGCAGCUGGGCUGGGCAGAAUGACUGCCCCAAAGAUCUUGGAACUGAUAGCGGAGCAGGUGGGCAUUCCCCUUGUGGACACCUCAGCAGCUGCCAGCUCAUCUACCCGGGACGAGAGUUAUUCGAUGCUGAGUGGGUCGAUAGACAUUUCGAACUCCAUAAAAUUUCCCCACUCGAUGUUUCUUCCAUCCACCCAAAUGUGGGGACAGGGCGGCGACUCUGUGGUGGACCGCUCAAAAUCAGGAGAUGUGGAGAUUCACCUGAGCCAGGCGUACGUUGCUCCUUUCAAUUGUGUUGUCACCGUCUCUGUGUCAACCCAACAAGACCCAGAUGCACCAAAGGCAGGUGCUGAGGCGGAGCAUUUUGACAUAUCGUGGCAGUGCGAGCCAGCAGAGGGCCACUGGGGGGAGGGGACCUCUGGUGAAAAUGAGAGCGGGGCGUCUGCGAAUCGGGUGGAUGCAGCAGCCAGCGCUGCCAGCAGUUUAGGGAGGGCGAGAGGCCACAGCAUGGAGUUAGAGAUGAACAGGAAUCCAGUUUCUCAGGACAAAUCUGAGAGUGGCGGUCUUGGGCCAAGCUCGGUGGUGAACAGUGAGGCGCGGCAAGGUUCUGUGGCAUCCAAGGCAGGAGCUCUGAACCCCACAUCGGAACCUUCCUCCCAUGCCAGCCCUGUUGCAUCUGGUGGCAGCGGGUGGUCCAAUUCAGGGGGCGACGAGUCUGGCAGGAGGAUGAUGCUUGGGUCCUCUGGCUGGAACAGGAUCUCUCCGGGGUCCAGGCUCACUUCUGUUGGUGGCAGGUCAGCAGGGGUGAGGCAAGAGCGCGCGAGCCCCCCAGCUUCGUUGAUCCCCAUGGUGCACAUGCUGCCAUCAGUGCAGGAAGAAAUAGAGCCUGCGUCUGAGACAAGCAGGGGUGGCACCAACAGCAUAGCAGUCAAUAGCGUAGGGACGCAGGACACUGAUGAAACGAUAGACGUGCAGUCAGCGUUCAUGCCUUUGGCUGGGGCGAGCGGAGACACAUCGUGUGAGGACGCGCAGUAUGAGGACCCUCACUCGUCCCUACUUGAGGGCAUCGUCCACUCAGACUCGUAUCCAGAUGGUGCCAAUCGUUUUCCAAGCGUAUCUUGA